UGGAUUUGAUUUUCACAAGGAAGAUACAAUGGAAGGGGAUAUAUUUGCGUCGAUCGGGAACGGAUCGCAGUUAGGAGUUGAUGGGAAAGUGCUACAAACAUUUCAAAAGAGCUUUGUACAAGUCCAAAACAUUUUGGACCAAAACAGGCUGCUGAUUACCGAGAUCAACCAGAAUCAAGAAUCUAAAUUACCCGUUAACCUAACAAGAAACGUCGGUCUGAUUAGAGAGCUCAACAACAAUGUUAAAAGGGUGGUUGAUCUUUACGGUGAUCUUUCAAACUCGUUUAGCAAGUCGAUGGAUGCAGAAUCAGAGUCGUGUGGCACAACUCGAUCUGAUGGCAAAAAGAGAGGGAGAUCUGGCUAAAAGCAAGUAUGCAAAUGGUUUGUUUUCAUGGAUCCCUACAAAAUCUCGACGUUCAUAAGAAAUGGCGGCUUGGAGUAUGAAUAAUAACCCAUGCAAUUUUAGUUUA
This is a messenger RNA of Helianthus annuus (common sunflower), 470 nucleotides long. RefSeq names its product protein ELF4-LIKE 4. NCBI's taxonomy places the organism in Eukaryota, Viridiplantae, Streptophyta, Magnoliopsida, Asterales, Asteraceae. Bases 29 to 364 code for a protein of 111 amino acids. The record is from RefSeq and is a predicted model, not a curated record. Gene Ontology annotation, biological process: entrainment of circadian clock; positive regulation of circadian rhythm. The transcript is spliced from 2 exons.